Molecule: messenger RNA, 3539 nt
Organism: Vitis vinifera (wine grape)
Lineage: Eukaryota; Viridiplantae; Streptophyta; Magnoliopsida; Vitales; Vitaceae
Product: CRM-domain containing factor CFM2, chloroplastic
Exons: 13
Coding region: 16-3150 (1044 amino acids)
Biological process (GO): RNA splicing, via transesterification reactions
Molecular function (GO): mRNA binding
Source: RefSeq, a predicted model, not a curated record
GAUAUUGUAGAAUGAAUGACAAGAUUUUUGGAGCGUAAAGAAAAGCAGUGGGAGCUGGGACUCAUCCUGUUCUACUCACCCAACCCAAUGCUGCUCACCCUAUGCCGUCACCACUCCCCAUUUCCUUCCCCAACCCCAACGUUCACUUCUUCUCCACCCUCCAUUUCCCCCUCAACCUUCAAGACCCUAAACCCUAAGCCUUCCAAAUUCAUCCUGCGAGCCUCCAACCCCGACGCCCAAACUCUUCCCAAGACCGCCAUCCAACGAAUCGCCGAGAAGCUUCGUAGCCUCGGCUACGUCGACGGCGACGAAUCUCGAAAAGUUCUAAGUUCCGAUAAACCCGCCAAUGGCUCCGCCGGAGAAAUUUUCGUCCCAUUGCCCAACCAAUUGCCGAAGCACCGGGUCGGGCACACUAUUGAUCAGAGCUGGAGCCUGCCGGAGAAUCCGGUGCCGGAGCCGGGGACCGGAGGUGUGAUUACGCGGUUUCAUGAGUUGAGGAAAGAGGUGAAGAGGGAGAAGAAAUUGGUGAGGAAGGAGGAUGAGAGAGCGCCGACGUUGGCAGAGCUGACUCUGCCGGAGGAGGAGCUGAGGAGGCUGAAGGGAAUUGGGAUUCAGAUUAGGAAGAAGUUGAAGGUUGGGAAGGCGGGGAUUACAGAGGGGAUUGUGAAUGGGAUUCAUGAGCGGUGGAGGAGGGCGGAGGUUGUGAAGAUUCGGUGCGAGGAUAUAUGUAAAUUAAACAUGAAGAGGACUCACGAUAUACUGGAGAGGAAAACUGGAGGUCUGGUUAUUUGGAGGUCUGGAAGUUAUAUAAUCCUGUAUAGAGGGGCCAACUAUAAGUACCCCUACUUUUUGUCUGAUAACAAUUUACCAAAUGACUCGUCUCAUGAUGCAUCAUCGGAUUCUCAAAUGAACAAUGAAGAACAUGAUGGAAAAGAAGUCUGCUCCUCUGGCAAGGGUGAUGUAAAAUCUGCUGGACCAAUGCCAGCCAACAAAAUAGCCCCAUUAUCCUUGAUACAAGGUGUUGGUUAUCCUACUAGAGUACGAUUUCAAUUGCCGGGGGAGGCACAACUUGAAGAAGAAGCUGACCGUUUGUUAGAUGGACUUGGCCCACGUUUUACUGAUUGGUGGGGAUAUGAUCCUCUACCCAUUGAUGCUGAUCUUCUACCAGCUGUUGUUCCAGGAUACAGGAGACCCUUCCGCCUUCUCCCUUAUGGGUUGAAGCCUAAAUUAACAAAUGAUGAAAUGACUGUAUUAAGGAGACUAGGCCGGCCUUUACCUUGCCAUUUUGCACUAGGAAGAAAUAGAAAACUUCAAGGAUUGGCUGCUUCUAUGAUCAAACUCUGGGAAAAAUGUGAGAUAGCAAAGAUUGCAGUUAAGAGAGGAGUACAGAACACUAAUAGUGAGAUGAUGGCCGAAGAAUUAAAGAAUCUGACUGGUGGAACCUUGCUUUCUCGGGAUAGAGAAUUUAUUGUUUUUUAUAGAGGAAAAGAUUUCCUGCCACCUGCAGUUUCAUCUGCAAUAGAAGCACGGAGGAAGUAUGGCAUACAUAGGGGGAAACAGAAGAUAGAUCAUCAUAGAUUAGCAAUAAAUGCAGAGGAGAGUGAACUUGGAACUUCUGAGCAUGCUUCUGACAAAGAUUGUGAUGGAACAGAUGAUCAAAAAACAAAUUCCCUCUCCAAACGAAGAAUGCUUAGGUCUGCUGAAGCGGUUGUUGAAAGAACUAACAUUAAGUUGUCCAUGGCAUUAGAGAAGAAAGAAAGGGCAGAGAAACUUCUAGCAGAACUGGAGGAGGCGCAGAUCCCCCAACAGCCUGAAAUAGACAAAGAGGGUAUCACUGAAGAAGAAAGAUAUAUGCUGAGGAAGGUUGGCUUGAGAAUGAAGCCUUUCCUUCUAUUGGGUAGACGGGGAAUUUUUGAUGGAACAGUUGAAAACAUGCAUCUUCAUUGGAAAUAUAGGGAACUUGUUAAGAUAAUAUCUAAUGGGAGGAGCAUUGAAGAUAUUCAUGGAGUAGCACGCACGUUGGAGGCAGAAAGUGGUGGAAUACUAGUGGCCGUGGAGAGAGUGAGCAAAGGUUAUGCAAUCAUUAUGUAUCGUGGAAAGAAUUAUAAAAGACCUGCUUCUUUGAGGCCUCAGACACUCCUAAAUAAAAGAGAAGCAUUGAAGCGCUCUUUGGAGGCACAACGCCGAGAAUCCUUGAAACUUCAUGUUCUGAGGCUUACGAGAAACAUAGAUGAAUUAAAACAUCAAUUGUUCAGCCGGAUCAAAGACAAGGAGACAAACAGUAAGCAGUUGGUUGAUAAAUCAAGACUUCAUUUGGCUAGAGAAAGAUAUGGAGCUGAUGUAAUUUUAAUUCACUCGAGUGAUGGCAUGGAUAGUUCAAGGGAUUCUUUACAAACCAGUCAUAAUGACAAGCGGAUAGAUUUUCCUUCAAUGUGUGAUAGUGAUACUGAUGAAGCUAACCCAGAGCCCUCUUCUGAAUCAGUACUUAAAGAAAUUGAAACAAAUGUUCUCACGGAUAUGAAUGAAGAAGGGGAAUGUACAACUUGUUCUGAAGAUCUUGUGUCACAAGGUGAGACAAGCUGUUAUGCCAUUGUUAAUCAUGAGGAAACAAUGGAGUCAUCAGUUAAAUCAUCCAAGAAUGAAUUCAAACCACCUGUUCAGAGGCCAGUGGAUACCAGGUCCAAUGAGAUGCCCUUCAGAGCUGCACCUCUUUCCAAUAGAGAGAGGCUUCUACUGCGAAAGCAGGCUCUCAGGAUGAAGAAACGCCCUGUGAUUGCUGUUGGGAGGAGCAACAUUGUUACUGGUGUUGCAAAAACAAUCAAGGCACACUUUCAGAAGCAUCCUCUUGCUAUAGUGAAUGUCAAAGGCAGAGCCAAAGGGACUUCAGUACAGGAGGUUAUCUUUAAGCUGGAGCAAGCAACUGGUGCGGUUCUAGUCUCUCAGGAACCCAGCAAAGUCAUACUUUAUAGAGGUUGGGGUGCACGAGAAGAAAAUGGCCGCAGUUAUAGGAUGAAUAGAAGUGACGCUAGGAAAACAUCAGCUGGACGAGAGGGUGGGCCUAGGCCAACUGUUUCUCCCGAGCUAAGGGCAGCAAUCAGACUUGAAUGUGGGUUGAAGAGUAACCAAGAUAAAGGGGCAGAUCCAAACUGAAAGUUAACAUUGUUUUCAAAAGUGCAGAGGAAAAUUCCACUCAGAUGGUUAGAAUUGUUCAAAAAUACCAAAGCAUUAAAUUUUAGAGGCUGCACAUGGCAUACAUCCAGACUCCAGUUAAGAUUGACUAUCAUUUUUAGAAGCCGGACUUUAUCUGGACACGCAGUCCCCGCAUGCUUUCCACUUAUAGUACCAUCAAUCAAGGAACAAAAUGGUGUGUUAGCAUCUUCUGAAAGGUCAGUCAGCACGUUUAACUCCUCAUAAUUGCCUCUCACAUGUCUGCUAUUUUCAGAUCAGUUGUACAGACACUGUUGUUGGUUCACUUUCAAGUUUUAGAAACAUCAACUGUAAAUUUCAAUGCUUUCCAAUAAAAAUGACUUAAAGUUGCA